Molecule: messenger RNA, 1320 nt
Organism: Neurospora tetrasperma FGSC 2508
Lineage: Eukaryota; Fungi; Ascomycota; Sordariomycetes; Sordariales; Sordariaceae
Exons: 3
Coding region: 96-1187 (363 amino acids)
Biological process (GO): post-translational protein targeting to endoplasmic reticulum membrane
Cellular component (GO): TRC complex; membrane
Molecular function (GO): protein binding; molecular adaptor activity
Source: RefSeq, a predicted model, not a curated record
GGCCCAACCAAAAUAACCCAAGCCUCAAACUUCACGACAUUCUUUCUCUCUCUUUUAGAUACCCCUAGAUCGACAACGCUCACAUCAUACACAAGAUGACGACAACAAAGCAGCGCCUCGCGCUCGCCAUCUGCGACUUCCUCAACACCUCCUUGACCGACGGCACCCUCCAAGCCGACGACAAGGACAACAUCGACAUUGCCGUCAACUGCAUCGGCGAGGCCUUUGGUGUUGACCCCUCCGAUAAGGCCGCCGUGACCGAGGCCAUCGGCUCCCAGAAUCUGCUCCAGAUCUACUCCGUCUACGAGAAGCUCAAGCAGACCAAGCCUGCCGCCGCCUCUGCCUCCUCCACCACCUCCUCCUCGUCCGCCGCCCCUGCUGCGGCCAGCAGCAGCAGCAAUGGCCCCACAGAAGAAGACAAGAAGCAAGCCGAAUCCCUCAAGUCCAAAGGCAACGCCGCCAUGGCCCAAAAGGACUACCCAACCGCCAUCGACUUCUACACCCAGGCGCUCACUCUAAACCCAGGCAACGCCGUCUACCUGUCCAACCGCGCGGCCGCCCACUCUGCCGCGCGCGACCACGAGUCCGCUCGCGCCGAUGCCGAGGCCGCCGUCGCUAUCGACCCCAAGUACACCAAGGCGUGGAGCCGCCUGGGCCUUGCGCGCUUCGCGCUCGGCGAUGCUAAGGGCGCCAUGGAGGCGUACCAGAAGGGUAUUGAGUACGAGGGCAACGGCGGUAGUGAGGCGAUGAAGAAGGGAUUUGAGACGGCCAAGAGGAGGGUUGAGGAGCUCGAGGCUCAGAAUGAUGCGCCUGCCGCCCGUGGCGGUGCCGGUGGUGCCGGUGGCAUGCCUGAUUUGAGCAGCUUGGCGAGCAUGUUCGGCGGUGGUGGUGGUGCGGGCGCUGGCGCUGGCGCCGGUGCUGGUGGUGGUGGUGGCAUGCCCGAUUUCGGCUCCAUCAUGAACAACCCCAUGUUUGCCCAGAUGGCCCAGAACCUCAUGAGCAACCCUGAUAUGAUGUCCAACCUUAUGAACAACCCCCGUCUCAGGGAAAUGGCGAACCAGUUCCAGGGCGGCGGCGGUCUGCCCGACAUGUCUUCGCUCAUGAACGAUCCCAACAUUGCCGAUUUGGCGCGCUCGUUCAUGGGUGGUGGUGGUGCCGGCGGUGCCGGUGGUGCUGGUGGAAGGUAACGAGCUGAUAGAACUGUUGAGGGAUGAUUUAUGAUUCUUGCAGCAUUUCUUUACCCGCUUAGCUCAGGUAUAAUAAAACAAGUUGGCAUAGUAUGAGUCUAGUGUACAAGCAGGCCAGGAGUCUACGAUUGGA